UUCUUAAACAAAACAAAACAAAACAUCAUCACAAACGUAAAAGCCAACCAAACAUGUACUUAUGAUUGUGCGGUGGAGGAGAUAGAUACACAAACUUGGUUCAAACUUCAGAUAGAAAGAACAUGACGGUGAUGGAAAACAAAAAACAACAACAAGAAGAAUGUAACAAGGGACAGUUGAAAAACUGUCAAAGGAAAAAAACCUCUUCUUCUUCGUGUUAUUCUCGUAUCAAUAAUCUCGAUGAUGGUUGUCUUAUGCAUAUCUUUAGUUUCCUUCCUCCUAUUCCAGAUCGCUUUAAUACCGCCCUCGUUUGCCACAGAUGGAAUUACUUGGCAUGUCAUCCUCGCCUCUGGCUUCGGGUAGAUCGAUCGGUUAAAGACUUAUCUGAACCCGGUGUUUUCCCCAACAUUGAAUCUGCUGUUUCUGCUUCAAGGCCAGGUGAUACCAUAUUAAUAGCGGCUGGUGGAACUCAUCGCAUCUCAAACAUUCAAAUAAAAAAACCACUAUGCUUGAUUGGUGCAGGUGAAAUUCCAGAUGACACGAUGCUCACUUGUGCGCGAGGCUCAGACAGUGCACUCGAGUUCCUUUCCACCUGCAAAUUAGCAAACUUAACCGUCAAAGCUGAGCUCGGCUGCUGCUUGCUACAUCGAAGUGGAAGACUAACAAUAGACGGAUGCGUACUACAAUGCGAGUCCAAUCCUCUGGAUUUUCUCUCAUGUCCCAUUGUGAGUACUGCCAAUAGCAGUGAAGUGGUUCCCUCGCACAUCAAGAGCAACAGUGGCAACGGGGUGUUUGUUUCUCAAACACGCAUCGAAGGAGGUGCAAAAGCCGUUUUGACAAGCGGUGAUCUGGUGUUGCAACGAGUCAGAGUGGUUUAUGCAAGAACUUCCCUUCUUUUCUGGUUUGAUGUAGUGCAGAUGUAAUCAAAUUAGUCAUUAUUGGUCUUUGUGUUAUUUAUUGUGUAAUUUAGUUUAGUGGAGUGAUGAUUCUUUUUCUGGUGCUUUUCUGCUCCUUGUUGUGUACUAUUCUCAUAUGUAAUGUAACCUAAAUAAUUAGUUUACCAUUAUCUUUGUGAUGUGUAAUUUAACUUUAACGUGAUAACAA
Molecule: messenger RNA, 1104 nt
Organism: Trifolium pratense (red clover)
Lineage: Eukaryota; Viridiplantae; Streptophyta; Magnoliopsida; Fabales; Fabaceae
Product: F-box protein SKIP5
Exons: 5
Coding region: 123-923 (266 amino acids)
Molecular function (GO): protein binding
Source: RefSeq, a predicted model, not a curated record